UCUGAGUGGGGUGGUGGGAAACGCUUCAAAAACGAUGUUGUGCUCGAUCCAUAAACAGACGCGACUGGUCCACCCGAGCGCCGCUCACUGCCAGUCGCCGGCGAAUUUCUGCACCUGCGCCCGGUCCGCCCGCGCCCGGCCAACCGCCCCGCACGCGCCCCGCCAUCCUUCUCGCGAGAGUUGCCGGCGUUGCGCUGCGGGCUGCCGGUUGCCAACCCGCCGCAGCAAUGGCCGCUCUGCGGAGGUUCGUGUCGCUGCAGCGCCUGUGUCCCGGGCGAUGGCGACUGGUCGCUUUGAGCAAGCCUGCCUCGAACGGAGGGGCGGGUGGGGGUGCGCGGCGGCCGGCGCCGGGUGGAAGGCGCGGGCUGUGCGUGGCGGCGGUGUGCGGGGGGGCGGCGGUGGUCGCCGCCUCCUCCUCCUGGUGUUACUACCACACGGAGCCGGAGGCUGGGAGCGGCGGGAGGAGAUGGGCUCUCUCCUGCGGCGAUGUGCGAAUACCCGUUGUAAAAGCCAAGGGGAAGGCCAAGAACACAAUAGAAGAAACUGAUUUUGAAGAUGUAGAACUAUAUGUUUCUUCCCAGGAACAAAGAUUUAGACUGUUUACAUCACUGGAAUAUGAUGGGCAGCUCUUUAUGACCCCACAGGACUUUAUUGAAUCUGUCACAACAGAUGAACCAAGAAGUUUUAAGCCUCGGAAAUCACUCUCAAGGCAGGACUUAGAAAAUAUGCUUGCAGAAACUCCGCCAGUAUGGAAGGGCUCUUCAAGACUCUUUCGAAAUUUGUGUGAUAGGGGUCUGAUUGCCUACACUGAAUAUUUGUUUCUUUUGUGCAUACUAACAAAGCCUCAUGCAGGUUUUAAAAUAGCCUUCAACAUGUUUGAUACUGAUGGCAAUGAAAUGGUGGACAAGAAGGAAUUCUUGGUGCUUCAGGAAAUUUUCAGGAAGAAAAAUGAGAAAAGAGGGAAAAGAGGUGUCGAUGAAGAGAAGUCUGCACUGGUGAAUCUGCAACUUUUUGGUUACCAAUAUGCUCCUGCUUACAGUAUGUUAAAAAAAGAUUGCCCAGAUCAUACCACAGAUCGAAGUUACUGGGAUACAUUGAGACGUAACACCAGCCAAGCACUCUUUUCAGAUCUUGCAGAGCGUGCAGAGGAAAGUUUUUUUGUAGAUACUACACUACUUGUACAUUUUUUUGGAAGAAAAGGAAAGGCUGAGCUGAAUUUCGAAGACUUUUACAAAUUCAUGGAUAACAUACAGACUGAAAUUUUGGAAACUGAAUUCCUUUCGUACUCCAAAGGGAUGACCACAAUUAGUGAAGAGGAUUUUGCUCGUACUCUACUACGCUACACAAAUGUAGAUAACACAGGCAAUUAUCUGGAGUCUGUUCGACAAAGGAUUCCUGAUGAAAAGGGGAUCACUUUUGAUGAAUUCAGAUCGUUUUUUCAAUUCUUGAAUAACUUGGAGGAUUUUGCCAUUGCAAUGCAGAUGUAUAAUUUUGCAAAUCGAUCAAUUGGGCAAGAUGAGUUUAAGCGUGCUGUAUAUGUGGCCACAGGCCUCAAGCUUUCUUCACAUUUGGUGAACACAGUCUUCAAAAUCUUUGAUGUAGACAAAGAUGACCAACUAAGUUACAAGGAAUUCAUUGGUGUUAUGAAAGAUCGGCUGCACAGAGGAUUUAGGGGCUACAGAUCUACACAGGGCUAUCCCAGUUUUAAAGUCUGCCUAAAAAAAGAGUUUGUCAGCAGAUAAGUGUUCAAAUGGCCUGAUAGUAAAGGUUAUUAUAGCUAUAUGCAUAAAAAAUGGGCAAUUACUUGAAGCAACUUUGAAGAGAAUAUAAAGAAUGUUUCUUUUGAUGGUCUUAAACAUCCCAGAAAAUCCAUAGUCAAGGUUGAAUGCUACUUGGUUACCUAUGCAAGAAACGCAAUUACUCUUCUAUCCCUAUUUGAACUGCACAAUUAUUGGGAAAGUUUGACUGCAUUGUGGCUAAGUAUUCAAUGCACUGCUCAAGUAGUUCAACUGUUUUAUUUUAAAUGAUUAAAUUAAGAGUAGAAAUGUGAUCACAAACCUUUCUGUAUUAUGCUAGUGCUUCACUAUCACUUGAUGUAUAGAAUAUGAAAUGAGUAGUCAAAGAUAGAAAGAGUAGAAAAUUAAUAUGAACAAGCAGGAUAUGAUUGAACACUUUGAUUUUAUAGAUGGCAUAAAAUAUCAUUAAAGGUACCAGGACAAAGUAGACUGAACAUUAAUCUUAAGGUGUGUUUUGUUGAUGAAAAACUCAAACCUACAACAUUCUUUUUUUUUGGGGGGGGUGGGGGGAAGCUAAUUAAUUUCUAGGGCUUUAAUGGAAUUCAAAGUGUUUAUUAUUAGGAAUUUAAUUUGUAAGGACAGAAGAUAUGGGGGUAUUCAAGUGGAAUCUGGAGAAGGUUAGAUGAAGAGAGCUGGAAAAAUGUUUGUAUGGAAUAGAAUUGGCCUGUAUUGUUGUAGUCAAUUCUAUGUAGUUUAUUAUAAAGUCAGGCAAGGACACAAGUGUUAACAUUAACUUAAAUGGGAGCAUUGCUCCUCAUAUCUAAGGAAAGCAUGUUAAUAUCAUAAUCAUUUACAAAAUGAUUGCAUUGCCACCCAAGCUAAGCAAACUUUAUCUUGAAAAUAAGCUAUAUUUAUUUUGUCUUAUUGUAUCGCAAUUUGUGCAUGGCAUUAUUGGUAUGAUAAAACCAUAGUAAGUAUACUUCCUAUCAAUUUGUAGUAUUGUAUAAUUAAACAGCAUGUAUGCAUUUUCAAAUUUAAACUGAGUUGCUACAGUUAUCACAGUUACAAUUAAUUACAGUCAUUCAAAAGUAGUUCAAACUUGAGGACUAAUGCCUAUAGAGUUUUAUAUAGUUACAAAGUACACAUUUUCAAAAAAAGAUAGCUCUGGGUCUAGUCAUUUGUGAAAUGCAUAUUUCAAUGACAAUAAAGUUAUCAAAAUAAAAUGUUUUAUCGGAUUUCCAAUGUUAU
Molecule: messenger RNA, 2984 nt
Organism: Pristis pectinata (smalltooth sawfish)
Lineage: Eukaryota; Metazoa; Chordata; Chondrichthyes; Rhinopristiformes; Pristidae
Gene: micu3a
Product: mitochondrial calcium uptake family, member 3a
Exons: 15
Coding region: 228-1742 (504 amino acids)
Biological process (GO): calcium import into the mitochondrion; mitochondrial calcium ion homeostasis
Cellular component (GO): uniplex complex
Molecular function (GO): calcium ion binding
Source: RefSeq, a predicted model, not a curated record